AUGCACCCACUCUGGAGGCUCCUGGUCUUCCUCCUGAGAUUGCUCGUCUUGCCCUUGGUCCUGCACAAGCAGCCCUUGUCUGGUCUGCUGGUCAAGGCCCACAGGGACAACAAGUCUACCCUGGCAAGAAUUAUUGCACACGGCCUCCUGAAGCACAAUGCCGAGGGCCGAAUCCAGAACAUGUACCUCCUGGAUCAUCUGAAUGUUUCUGGGCAGGCAGCCCCAGGGAUGGUGGGCUGGUUGAUUGGUGGAAUGAACUUCCAACAGCAGCAAGAGAUCAGCAUCAAUAUCACCAAUGUGCAACUGGACUGUGAUGGAAUCCAGAUGGCUUCCCCCAAGGAGUGGUUCUCAGCAAACAUCACACUUGAAUUUGACAUUGAAUUCAGACUACCCUUCAAUGAAAACACCAUCAAGAUGCAUGCACGCAUGGGCCUUGCUGCAGAGUCCUGGCUGGAGAAAGAUGAGUUUGGUCGGAGGGACCUGGUGAUGGGCAGAUGCCACAUGGAGUCUGGCUGUGAGGGUGCAUCCAUGUCCACUGAGGAAAUCUCACCUAAGAUAAAACAUUUCCUCCACAAUCUCAAAGAAAACCUGGGGAAAGUUAUCCCAAACCCAGUGGAAAAUCAGGUAUGUCCUCUGAUUGGUGAGAUUCUCCGGCAGCUGGAUGUGAAGCUGUUGAAAGGACUUGUGGGUGAAAAGGCCAAGCUUUAG
This is a messenger RNA of Nannospalax galili (Upper Galilee mountains blind mole rat), 708 nucleotides long. It is a transcript of the gene Bpifa3, whose product is annotated as BPI fold containing family A member 3. The record is from RefSeq and is a predicted model, not a curated record. The transcript has 7 exons. Bases 1 to 708 code for a protein of 235 amino acids. Gene Ontology annotation, molecular function: lipid binding. Lineage: Eukaryota; Metazoa; Chordata; Mammalia; Rodentia; Spalacidae.